This is a messenger RNA of Callorhinchus milii (elephant shark), 2522 nucleotides long. It is a transcript of the gene oscp1b, whose product is annotated as organic solute carrier partner 1b. The transcript is spliced from 11 exons. Gene Ontology annotation, cellular component: cytoplasm; plasma membrane. Gene Ontology annotation, biological process: transport. The coding region runs from base 1 to 1170 and encodes 389 amino acids. NCBI's taxonomy places the organism in Eukaryota, Metazoa, Chordata, Chondrichthyes, Chimaeriformes, Callorhinchidae. The record is from RefSeq and is a predicted model, not a curated record.
AUGUCGCUCCGGACGCUGCCGUUGCUGUUCGUGAACCUGGGCGGAGAGAUGCUGUACAUCCUGGACCAGCGGCUCCGCGCCCAAAACAUCCCGGGAGACAAGGCCCGGAAAGAUGAUUGGACAGAUGCAGAUCGAAAGCGAGUGAUGAACGACAUCAUCAGCACCACGUUUAAUAAGAAAUUCAUGGAAGAGCUGUUCAAAUCUCAGGAACUCUACUCCAAGAAAGCUCUGAGAACAGUGUUUGAUCGCCUGGCCCACGCAUCCAUCAUGCGACUAAACCAGGCCAGCAUGGACAAGCUCUACGACCUAAUGACCAUGGCAUUCAAAUACCAAGUGCUGCUGUGCCCUCGGCCGAAAGACAUCUUGUUAGUGACUUUCAAUCAUAUGGACGCAAUCAAGGAAUUUGUUCAUGACUCUCCAAGUAUUCUCAAUCAGGUGGAGGAGACCUUUCGACAACUCGUCGAGAGCUACAGCAGCCUACCUGCAGGGGAGUUCCAGCUCAUCAGGCAGACACUGCUAAUCUUCUUUCAGGACAUGCACAUCCGGGUUUCCAUCUUUUUGAAGGAUAAAGUUCAGAACUCUAAUGGGCGUUUUGUGCUGCCAGUCUUCGGUCCUGUUCCUUGGGGAACUGAAGUUCCUGGACUGAUCAGAAUGUUUAACUUCAACGGAGAAGAAGCGAAACAAAGCGAGUUCCCAACCACGAACGGCUACACCUGUGCCCUGAGAGAAGGCUCCUUUGAUCUUUUUGGUGACAGAGUCAUUAAGCUCGGUACCAAUAUGUACAGUGUUUCCCGACCCGUGGAGACGCAUAUGUCUGGUGCAUCGAAGAGCUCAUCCGUGCAUGCAAAGGAGAAUACAGCACCCAACCCCCUGGCCAAGGAAGAGUUGAACCUGUUGGCACGGCUGAUGGGAGGCCUGGAGGGGAAGCAGACUGUAGCCAUGGAGCCAGGAUUCCGCUUAAACCUUUUCAGCACAGACGAGGAGGAAAAACAAGCAGGAACCUUGAGACCUCUCGAACUUUCUUAUAAAGUUGUCAACAUACAAGCCACUCAGGACCAGCAACAGCACGGAGAACUGGCUCGGAUUAUGGGAGAGUUUCACGUCCAGGAGGAGCCUCAAUCAAGUGCCAAUAAAGGAGAUGAGCUGCUGGCUCUGAUGGAUGACCUUUGACUUCCUGAUGCCUGGGGAUUUUGUGUUUUACACACAAGUGACUUUUGCCAACGGAUCGCAAUCUCACCAUCCGAGUGAACUAACUCUGCUGCUCCUCUCUGAGAGCAUGGUAUUGGCUCCUCUUUCUGUGGGCCUCUAUACACAAUGCCAACCAAAAAUAUGAUCCUUUCAAAUAGUACCUGUAGCCAUUACACCAGACACUGGUCUUAUUCGCUUGCCAAGCAGAUAAUAAUGAGAUCACAGUGUAGGGAAGGGACCAGAUUCAUUCAGUGUUCGUCAGUGAGAGGGCAUGUUUGCAUAGGAUCCCAAAGUUUUAUUUUAACAUUAUAUUUAUUUUGAUGGAAAACUGAAAAUCUGGAGAUUUACUGGUGAAGCUGGGCCUUGAAUAAGCUGGGUGGCCAUCAAAGUGACAGGCAGGAGUGUAGAAGAGAUCAGUGGGACUGACUGGCAGGCAGGCAGGAGUGUAGAAGAGAUCAGUGGUUACACAUCUGUAUCUAUCCAAAUAGCCGUCCAGCAGUAGAGAGCUUCUUCACUCACAGUUAUGCUCUUGUAGAGUAAAAUAUUCUAUGUAGCUUGCUGCUCGCAGGUACUGUGCAUUGCUGAAUACUAUACCACUGCCAGAGCUACUGUUUACACGAGAAGGCCAAUUGAUGAAAGAAGAGUAUGUUCCUCUUUGGCAAAGCAACUCUGAGCCCAAGCAGCUCGGAGUAUAAAUAAACCUGGUUUCACUGUUCCACACUACACUUGGUUGUUCACAAUCCAAACACAAAGUCUCACAACAUAAAAUCCUGAUCCAUCAUGUAGCAAAUGUGUGAGGAACUGCUCUUGUCUCGAGUGUAAAAUCGUAGUUUGUAGUGUGUUUUCUCCUGACAUUGUGUGCUUUAUGCUGAUCUCACAGCUGUGUCACUGUCUAAAAGCAAAUAGCAUCCAGUCCUGAUUCUCUUACACAAACCUAAUCUGGAUGGAGUCUGAGUUUGGAAAUAAUAGAAAACAUACUCCUAGCUUUUAAACAGCUGACCAGAAAACUAUCAAAUUUGUGUGAAAAAAAUGCUUGUGACUUGGUCCCAUCUGUACAGUAUUUAUAAAUGUAUGUACUGUUUCAUGUAAAGAAGAAAUGGCGAUUACAUAAUGAUUGUAGGCUGGGUGAGUAAUACUGAGGGAUCUCUGUGUAUAGACACCUUUAUCUACUGCAAUUCAGUCAAUCGGAUCUUCCCUUCACAAAUCCAUGCUGGGUAUCUCUUACCAAUUCCAUCUUCCCUAAAUAUUUCACAAGGACAUUGAUAUAACCUCAGGCAGUUUCCUAACAACUGAAGUGAGACUCACCAGGCUAUUAUUUUCUGCCUCUUUUCCUU